This is a messenger RNA of Abrus precatorius (Indian licorice), 2921 nucleotides long. RefSeq names its product probable LRR receptor-like serine/threonine-protein kinase At1g05700. NCBI's taxonomy places the organism in Eukaryota, Viridiplantae, Streptophyta, Magnoliopsida, Fabales, Fabaceae. The transcript is spliced from 13 exons. Gene Ontology annotation, molecular function: ATP binding; protein kinase activity; protein binding. The record is from RefSeq and is a predicted model, not a curated record. The coding region runs from base 174 to 2822 and encodes 882 amino acids. Gene Ontology annotation, biological process: protein phosphorylation.
AUUGAAGAACAAAGCUCAAUUAUUCUUGUAAAUCAUUUGUUUACUCUCAUUCUUCAAUCUCAUGGAGAUGCUUAUGAGCCCAAAAACAUAACCAGGAGGUUUCAAGUUUCAAUAUCCACCAGCAUCAGAUUGAAUGCGUAACAAGUUUUCAAUUCUCUAUACACAGUUCACAAAUGGCAGGACUAAACUUUCUACUUUUAAUGUUUCUACUUUCUCUGACUCUUCUUAUCAUUGUUCAUGCCCAGAGUCAAUCAGACUUCAUUAGUAUUGAUUGUGGACUUGAUGAACCAAGCUACACAGAUGGAACAGCUUUCAUAUAUUAUACUUCAGAUGUUAACUUCACAAGCAAUGGUGUAAGCCAUAGCAUAUCACCAAAAUAUGAGGCUUUGCUUGACAAACAGUUUUGGAAUGUUAGAAGCUUCCCAGAAGGAACAAGGAACUGCUAUACCCUUGUUGUUCCUCAAGGAAGUAACAAGAAGUAUUUAGUGAGGGCCAGGUUUGCAUAUGGAAAUUACGAUGGCAAAGACUCUCUUCCUGAAUUUGAUAUCUAUCUUGGAGCCAAAUGGUGGGGAUCUGUGGUAUUUGAGGAUGCAUCGAGUGUAAUCACCAAGGAAAUCAUUUAUGCUGCUUCAUCAGAUUAUGUUCAUGUUUGUUUAUUCAACACCCAGAAGGGUACACCUUUUAUUUCAGUUUUAGAGCUUAGAGUUCUCAACAGCGAUGCCUAUCUAGUUAACUCUCUGGAGCUAUUGGCACGGUUUGAUGUAGGCUUAAAGGAUGGUGAAAUAAUCAGACAUCCAGAGGAUUUCUAUGAUAGAAUGUGGACACCUUAUAACUCAAUUGACUGGAAACAGAUAGAUACCACCCUCACCAUAGACCACGGAGCUUCUUCAUUCAAUUUUUUACCAUUGCCACCCUCCAUUGUCAUGGGAACUGCAGCAAUUCCAGCAAAUGUCAGCCACAAUAUAGAAUUCCACUUUCUUCCUAAGUAUAAUAAUAGUGCCUCUAGAUACUAUGUGUACAUAUUCUUUGCUGAAAUCGAGAAACUCCAAGCAAAUCAAAUUAGAGAGUUCAACAUUUUUGUAAAUGGGAAGCUUCUAAAUAAUGCUCCAGUCAAUCCUUCAUACCUGCAGAGCCUGUAUCAUGUAGCAGCUAUGAGUGAACCUCAGUUGGAACUAUGGUUUAACAAAACUAGUAGAUCAACUCUUCCUCCUCUUGUCAAUGCCAUUGAGAUAUAUAUGACAAAAGAUCUCUCACAAUCAGAAACAUAUCAAACUGAUGUUGAUGCUAUCUUAGAUGUAAAGUCAAUUUAUGGGAUCAAGAGAAACUGGCAAGGAGAUCCUUGUGCUCCACUGGCUUACUUGUGGGAUGGUCUUAACUGCAGCUAUGCUGGAUCUGGUUCACCAAGGAUUGUAUACUUGAACUUAUCUUCCAGUGGUUUAAUAGGAAAAAUAGCUCUUGGCAUAUCUAAUAUGAAGUCCAUAGAGUAUUUGGAUUUGUCAAACAAUAGCUUGACUGGAGAUGUGCCAGAUUUCCUUUCGCAACUGCGCUUCUUAAGAGUUUUAAACCUAGAAGGAAAUCAGCUGUCAGGAACAAUUCCAAUGCAACUCGAUGUGCGUUCAAAUAAUGGUUUGCUUGAAUUCAAUUUUGGUGGAAAUCCAAAUCUUUGCUCCCUAGGUUCAUGCAACAACAGGAAUGGAAAUCAGGUUGUAAUUCCACUGGUGUCAUCGCUUGGUGGAGCUUUCAUGAUACUAAUAGUAUCAAUGAUUUCUUUCUGCGUAUACAAAAGGAGACAACAAGUUUCUCCUCAUAUUAGCAAGAAGAGUGCAUAUUCCAGAAUAAGGGAGGAACUAGAGUCAAAUAAGCAAGAAUUCACUUAUGAUGAAGUCUUGAUAAUUACUAGAAAUUUUGAAAGGGUUGUGGGAAAAGGAGGAUUUGCAACAGUCUACUAUGGCUGUGUAGAUGAUACUGAAGUAGCUGUCAAAAUGCUCUCUCCCUCAGCUCCAGCAUAUCUGCAAUUUCAUGCAGAGGCCAAACUUCUUGCGAUAGUUCAUCAUAAAUGCUUGACUGCUCUUAUAGGAUAUUGUGAUGAUGGCGCCAAUAUGGCUCUCAUCUAUGAGUACAUGGCUAAUGGAGAUUUGGCAAAGCAUUUAUCAGAUAAAAACGAAAAUACAUUGAGUUGGAACCAACGAAUUCAGAUUGCAGUGGAUGCUGCAGAAGGAUUGGAGUAUCUGCAUCAUGGCUGCAAUCCACCGAUUGUUCACAGAGAUGUUAAAUCUAAAAACAUCUUAUUGAAUGAGAAACUCAGAGCUAAACUUGCUGAUUUUGGGUUGUCCAAGAUCUACCCCGAUGAAGGUGACACCCAUAUGUCCACAGUGGUUGCUGGCACCCCUGGUUAUCUUGACCCAGAGUACAAUAGAUUAAACAGGUUGAAUGAAAAAAGUGAUGUUUUCAGUUUUGGUGUAGUUUUGCUUGAGUUAAUUACAGGCCAAUAUGCUAUAAUCAAAACCCAAGAGAAAACUCACAUAAUUCAAUGGGUUGGUUCCAUGAAGCCUGAAAGGGAGAUCAAUGAUAUUGUGGAUUCAAGAUUACAAGGAGAAUUUGAUAUUGAUUCUGCAAAGAAGGCCUUAGACACUGCAAUGGCUUGUGUAGCUUCCACUUCCAUUAAUAGGCCAACCAUGAGCCAUGUAGUUAAGGAACUCAAACAAUGUUUGGCAGAAAAAGUGACUUAUCCUUCUGAAUCUGGCAAUCAUGAGAGUUUACCCAACAGUUUAAUCACUGUCUCCUUUGAUAGAAUUAGUGGAGAGAGUUCUUUAGAAAGAUAGUACAUUUGGAAAAAUUAAAGUCUAAAUGUGUUUGCUUAUUGUUUCUUCCUAUUAUAUGACAUCAUUUUUUUUCCUGGAGAUAAGAAUGGGGUGCCUUUG